AGAACUCCACACUCACUCACACGGCACGGAUUUUACUCUGCAUUUGAACUCCUUGUUAACGGACUCUGGACGGAUCUUUGCACCGAGCUGGAUUACUGCUUGUUUGGACUUUAAUUCACGAAUUUACAACAGCCUCUCCGCGCCGUGGAUACUUGUCAUUACCCUGGAUUUUAUGGAUUACUUUACUGACUUCAACAUGACUCUGGAAAAGCUUUUCGGAUCCAACAGCACCGAGAAAAAGAUGGAGACGGUUAGCCAGGCUCUGGAGGUGCUUCUGGUCGCGGCUCAGCGGCAGGACUGCCUCACGGUGGGAGUCUACGAGUCCGCAAAACUCAUGAAUGUAGACCCGGACAGUGUCGUCCUAUGCGUCCUCGCCACUGAUGAGGAGGAUGAAGGUGACAUUGCGCUACAGAUCCACUUCACCCUGCUGCAGGCUUUCUGCUGUGACAACGGCAUCAACAUCCUGCGGGUGGCAGGCAUGGGGUGCCUCGCGGAGCUGCUGGAGGAGGACAGCACCGGGGACAAAAACGGCAACGAGCCCCGGGACCUGCACUGCAUCCUGGUCACUAACCCCCAGGUGCAGCCCCUCCAGUCUCUGGCCCUGGAUAACAUCAGCAGCUUCUGCGAGGAGAGCCGCUGCAGCAACCAGUGGGUUCCCUGCCUGGAGAUGCACGACCGCUGAUCCGAACCGAGCCGAGUUAGACCGCUGCUGAGCGGGGAGAAAGAGUCCAAACAGCCGGCCUUCUGCUGAAGACGAUUAACGGCGUUUGAAUACAAAUAGUUGGGCCGAACCGAGCCGAACCGAACCGGGCCUUUACUGCAGCCCGACCGGGUGAUUGAUGGUUCCGGUACCGUACGGGUUCUGAAAGCCGGACCGGCCUGUGGAGGGGGCGGGGCUUAGUCCUGAAGCUGCAGACAGAGGGGGGAACUGUGUUAAAGAAUGUGACUGAGAAUGUCACGUGACUGAACCGACGAUGAAUGAACUGAGCACGUGAAGCUACCUGAGUUGAAGGUGCACGUGCUGCUCACCUGUCCUCACACAUGAACUGAAGGGGACGUCAAAAGGACAUGUGACGUCAUUGUAUUACUCUCUGUUAGGAGUGGAGUUACACACUGAACGUGUACAGUUGAUUAUUUAAAAAAAAAAUCAGAUGCAUUAAUAUGAUGUUUAUUGAACCUGAUGAAUAAAUAAUUGAACGAGAACUUA
Messenger RNA from Notothenia coriiceps (black rockcod), 1207 nucleotides. RefSeq names its product growth arrest and DNA damage-inducible protein GADD45 beta. The record is from RefSeq and is a predicted model, not a curated record. Lineage: Eukaryota; Metazoa; Chordata; Actinopteri; Perciformes; Nototheniidae. The transcript is spliced from 4 exons. The coding region runs from base 173 to 682 and encodes 169 amino acids. Gene Ontology annotation, cellular component: nucleus; cytoplasm. Gene Ontology annotation, biological process: regulation of cell cycle.